Molecule: messenger RNA, 2872 nt
Organism: Periconia digitata
Lineage: Eukaryota; Fungi; Ascomycota; Dothideomycetes; Pleosporales; Periconiaceae
Source: the annotation of a GenBank genome assembly
AUCCACCCGUUCACUACCCAUCGCCUUUGCUACACCGCAGCAGGCAUCCUCCCUUGUCCCCUCUUUUCUCCGCCCCCCACAGCUGUUCAUACUCUCCACCUUGUUCUCCUCACCCUCCUGAUCCCCGCUACCAAACUCAAAACGCUUCCCCAUGGCGUCGCAACACGGUUAUCAGUCCAAUUCGGUCCCUGCGCCCAACGACCCCAGUCACUUGAGCAGAGGUUAUGGCGACUCCUCACACCUCAAUGUUGAUGUCAACGAUUUCGGCAGCAUGCCAGCCAACCACACCGAAUCCUCUCCGCUCGCCCAAUCCCUCCCCGAAGCCCAACGCCGAGGCCGCUUCGAAGAAACCUUUGACGCCCGCACCCGAGGCUCCUCCAUUAUCGACCCCAACGAAAGAUUGGAACGCUCAACCUCGCGCGCGUCAACUCUGAACCAAGGUGCUGCGCCCUCGCGAAGUGGUACCCUCAAAAAACGAUCCUCCGUCAAGCGCUCCGGCAGCUUGAAGCGCAGUGGCAGCCGCAAGAGCUUGCAUGCUGGGAGCAUACGCGGUGUCAGUAUCGAAGAUGAAGGCCCCGCCUCUUCCAAACACAACAAUGUCUUCUAUACACCUGUGCCUACCUCGGGAUCGCCUACCGAGAUUCUUGCCAAUCGCUUUCAGGCAUGGCGCAAGUUGCUCAAAGACCUCAUCGCUUACUUCCGGGAGGUCGCGACUUCAUAUGAACACCGCGCUAAAGCCCUCCUCAAAGUCUCCAACGUCAUCAACAAUACAAACGCCCCGACCCUAUUUCUGACAGAAGGUGGCUUGAACGAUGCCAAUCGCAUUCUGCGCGACUAUCACAAGCAGUCCGUGGCCGAAGCGAAUAAAGCCAAGGACAUUCAGGGGGAAAUCAUCAACCAACUGUCAGGUCUCCGGGCUGACCUGAGCCACAAGAUCAAGGAGAUCAAAUCGCUCAGUGGUGAUUUCAAGAAUUCGGUCGAAAAGGAAAAGGAGGUGACCCGGAAAUGUGUAGCAGCCCUCGAAGAAUCUCUGUCUCUGGUGGACUUGGACCCCGCUGCUAUUGCUGGCAAGGGCGAUCCCUUUGUUGUCAGGCUUGGCGUUGAAAGGCAAGUUGAGCGGCAGAUUGAUGAGGAGAACUAUUUGCACCGCGCCUAUCUGAAUUUGGAAAAUUCCGGGCGCGAGCUGGAGUCUAUUGUCGUGGGCGAAAUCCAAAAGGCCUACAACGCCUUGGCCAAUAUCCUCAAACGCGAGGCUGACGAGAGCUACUCCACUAUUGAGAGACUUCGCAGCGGGCCCGUCGGCAUGCCUAGAGACCAGGAAUGGAAUGAGUUUGUUACCCAAGAUCCUCACUUCGUGAAUCCAAGCAUCUCCCUCAGAAGACUUGAAGAUAUUGAGUAUCCCGGAAAGCACCAUCCUGCUGCCGCAGAGGUAAGAGCGGGAAUGCUCGAGAGAAAGUCAAAGUACUUGAAGAGUUAUACACCCGGAUGGUACGUGCUGUCGCCAACACAUCUGCACGAGUUCAAGAGCGCGGAUCGUAUUUACACUCAGCCUCCCGUGAUGUCAUUGCUUUUGUCCGAUCAAAAGCUCGGAAGCCAUUCACAGCCAGGCAGUAGUUCACAUAAAUUCGUACUCAAAGGCAGACAAACUGGGUCAAUGCACCGAGGACAUACUUGGGUCUUCAGGGCCGAAACCUACGAUACCAUGUUAGCCUGGCGAGACGAUAUUCAAAAUCUGAUUGACAAAACUGGUGAUGAGCGCAACGCCUUUGUGCGUCGAACAACCUCCCACAGGCGCAGCAUCAGCGCAGGAAGCACACGAUCUUUCAGCUCAGGAGGUGGUGACUUGGAUGAAGACGAGGCAGAUGCCGUUCCAUUCUCCGCUAGCCAGUCGUUGGUCGGACAGCAGCCGCAGGAGGCCGAGCCGCAACCGAGACCGAGUCCAGGUGGGCGAUUUCCAUCUGAUAUCCAGGUACAACGUCACUUACAAACGCCUCGUGUGCCCUCCAGUCGCAGCUCGUCGGAGAUCGGUCAAGAUGUAACCACCAUAUCCGGUGGUUUACAAGGUUCCCACCCACCUAAUAUGGCCGCGGCAGCUCCCUACGAUUCCGUCCAUCAAGAGUACCACUCAAACGCCAACGAAAACCCAUACGAAUACAAUCCAAACCGCGCAAACCAACAGCAUGUUCCUCCUCCGUUACAGCAGCAAGAUUCUUACUUUGAAAAGAACCCCCCUAGAAAUUACACGUCGGAACCCCAUCCUUCAUAUGACUAUGAUCCAUCCCAAAACUUGACGCAAGACAAUUACCAGCCUCGGCCCCGUGACAAUCUAGCCGCUUAUUCGAACGGUCCCGAGCAACGGCCUUUGAGCGAUUAUGCCGAUUGGAUGAGUCCCGCCGCUGGCACAGUGGCUGGAGCAGCCGUAGGAGCUGUCGGGGCUGAUGCUUACCAUCGUCAUCAGCAAGAGCAGCAGCGGGAGAUGGAUGCUCAUUAUGAUCCCGCAGACAUUCAACCUCUUCCUGAGCGCCAUCCCGAUCAUAUAGCGCCUAUCAAUCCCACUGGAACACUGACCCCAGCCCCUGGAGUAUCUACAACUGAAAUUCAUGCUCCCUCGCCGCUAUCUUUCACCAAUGUCGCCGACCAGUCUUUUUUAGACGGGGCUCAGGUACUCCCCAGUAGAUUCUCUACAACCACCGCCGGUACCUUCAGCCCAUCCAUUGCCGGCGAGAAAGUCGAUGGCGGUCCAGUCCUCAUUCCCGGCACCAACGCACCGGUGGAACCUCCGUCUGUGAAAAGACAGAACACCGAUUUUAGUGUCUCGGAUCUGCAUGUUCCGGGUGAGUAUCCUAAGGGUUCUGGGCCUGCGAAAGUUUAG